Molecule: messenger RNA, 620 nt
Organism: Ananas comosus (pineapple)
Lineage: Eukaryota; Viridiplantae; Streptophyta; Magnoliopsida; Poales; Bromeliaceae
Product: thioredoxin-like protein CXXS1
Exons: 3
Coding region: 53-445 (130 amino acids)
Source: RefSeq, a predicted model, not a curated record
UUAAGAGAGAGAGAGAGAGAUAGAGAGAGUGAGUGAGCAAAGGGUGGUGGCCAUGGAGGGUGAGCAGCAGCAGCAGCAGCAGCUGAGCAAGUCCAGGGUUGUGAAGGUUGAGUCAGAGGAGAGAUGGGAACUCUUCAUGACCCAAGCUAGCAAUCAAGGGUGCCCUGUUCUUGUCCACUUUGGUGCUUCAUGGUGUGUGCCUUCCCGUGCCAUGAACCCCUCCUUUGAGGAGCUGGCGCAGGCUUACCGGGAUAUUUCGUUCCUCCUGGUAGAUGUUGAUGAACUCAAGGGAGUUGCUUCUAAACUGGAAGUGAAGGCGAUGCCCACCUUUGUGCUGAUGAAAGAUGGUCAGGUGCUAAAUAAGAUAGUUGGAGCCAACCCUGAAGAGAUAAAGAAGAUGAUUGAUGCUUAUGUCCAGUCCAGUGGCUCUUCUAGCGUGGUUUGAGAACUAGCUCUCUGUGUACUACAAGAGAGCUAUUGUGUGAAACUUAAUGCUGUUGUUCUUUGUUCUUGUACUGCUGUAAAUGCAAAUAUAAUUAUCUAUCUUUAACAUCUUUCACUUGUUCAUCUUGUUCAUCCUUGCAUCUAUUCAUGCUUCACAUGUCUACCUGGAGUUUCUA